GCGAGGGACCGCGAGAACGUGCUGUGGAAUAGUGCCAAGAUAGAAAGCUCCCAAUGGCCACUGACCAUAACAAGCUUUCCGAUUCCAAGAACGACGCAGUGACCUCGACACAACAGAAAGAACCGGACGUCGAGAAAAAAGCGAAGCAUAAGAAGCUGAAGCUUAAGAAAAAGAACACGUCGCUUCGCCACAGCGCCGAAAAGUGCGACGUCAGCGCGUCCACGCACGACUCUACGACGACGAUGACUUCGCGGGUGUCGGCUACGUCGAGUGCGACCGCGACACCCCGCGGCGAAGUUUCCACCGGUUCUAUGUCGAUAUCGCCGAAGGCACCCGAUGCGAUGCUGCCCGUCUUCGGAAGCGACGCACCCGACAGCACAGGCUCCCGGUCGCUGCGUCGUCAGCAGAGCACGGGCUUCAGCAACCUACCACAAGGGUCGCUGGCUAGCGCCGCCGGUAGCAGCGGUGCACCGGGAGAACUUCCAGAGCCGCGGUCGUCGACGACGCGUCAGCGACAGCCGCUAGAUGUCUCCGGCUCUGCGACGUUGCCGGGCGCUUUUGGUCAAGGAAAGCAAUCCCGGUCUCGUCAUUGGGGUGGCAGCCUCUUCGAGCUGUCUGCGAGUACCAGACUCGACGACACGGCGACGGCCCCGGGUUCGCGCACGUCCGGGCUAUUCGGUCAAAGGGAGCAGCCGGUGGACCCUCGGCGCGCCGGCGUCGCCGCCAGAAGCAACGCGGCGCUUCAAGGUCAAGGUAAAUCACAGGCCUUGGAAGGCCGUUUACCGUUGAUGCCACCCGUCCACGUGCACACCCCUUCAGCUAUACAGACGGAUGGGCGUGGCCUAACUGCCUCUGCGAGGGUGACGCAACCGGGACAGCGUGCGAGUGAAGUCGGCGGCGCGGGUGUGAGCACAGCUUGGAACGACCACGACAUGGGCUACAGCUACUUCAGGUCGCCAGGCAGCGCGACGGAAGGACAACGUGGUCGCGCUCCGAAGAAAGUCAGGCACGCGAUCAGCUCGGCUGGCCUUUCUAGCCUGGAAAAAAGACGUCGCAUUCCCCACUCAUCCGUUACAUCUCCGGUCUUCAAGACCACCUUGGGCGAGACCACGGUGGUCGCUGCAGGGCUCUGCAUAUUCUGGGCGGCGUUCGCCGUCAUUGUGCUCCUCAUGCGGGAACUUCGUGCGCCUGACGAGCUCGACGACACCCUGUGCCAGACGGACGACUGCGUUCGACACGCCAAACUUCUCGCCGACAUCACGACCAUGUCGAGCGUGGAUCCCUGCGAAGACUUCGCCGCGUACGUCUGCUCCGUCUGGUCGCCGCCCAGGCUCCAGACGGACGAGGACUACGCGUCCGCCAUGGACACUGCCAUAUACCACUGGUACAGGGGACUCAGAGACACGCUCCACAGCGGCGUUAGCCAGGUGCCCAUUGGCAUGAAGGCGCUCGAGAUGUACGAGGCCUGCGUCGACGGCGAAUCGAGAUACGGCAUAGAACAGGACGAGUUCCUGCGUUUCAUCAAAGAGGCCGGACUCAGCUGGCCCGAGUACCCUCCCGAACGCGUCGACGCCCUCUCCGUGUUCGUGUCGCUCUCGUUUAACUUCGAAGCUCCCGCCUGGUUUACGGUAGUCAUUUCCGAUUCCCGAGAUCGGAAGCACUGGCGACUUGUCAUCUCGCCGGACGGUUACCUGCCAAUACUUCUUGCGCAGCACAGAGACAUCGUCAAGCAGGGCGGAUACGUUUCGCACUGGAAAAGAAUCUGGAACUCCAUUGUACCAGGGGCCGCCUCUCCCAAGGAGGACGAUCUCGACACCGAGCACCACGCGAUGGAAGACAUAUUGGGAAAGCUCCACGAAGCAGCGUCAAGUCCACUGAAGGAGACAGCGUUGUUUACUCUAGGAGAUAUCGGCAAGUACACUCCCUCCCUUCCAUCCUCACGCUGGGUCGAGGCGCUCAACGAGACCUUACCUCUCUAUCCAACGAUGACCACAGAGGUAUACUUCACCGACGUAAGCUACAUGAGGACGGUCGGCGACCUUUUUACGCUGUAUGACAACCGGCAGCUCGUGCGACAUCUCUCUUGGCUCUUUGUGCAGCUGUACGGCCCCGUCGCAGCUCCUCGUCUCCUCGUCGAUCGAUUAGGGAACGAACACUUCGCGAACGCGUCUCGCCCUUUAUUCUGCGGGUCGAAUGUCGAGGCUUCCUACAAGCUGCUCCUUACGGUGUUGUACUUCGUGUCGAGAAUUUCCAGCCACGACAAAGCUUUGGUCGAGGCCUGUUUCGACUCGUUAAUCGUAAUGGGAGCGGAGAAGGUCGCCGGCUCCAGUUGGCUGGAGGAGGACAGCAAACUGCUCGCCGGAGCCAAGAUCAAGGCCGUAGAAGCGCGCGUCUGGCCCGACGAGGUUCUCGUGGAGACGGGCGUCCUGGAGCAGAUCUACAAGGAGUUUCCGGAAAACAGGUCUUCGUUCGCCGCUUACUGGGUCGAAUCUCGCAGGAAAAUUCGCAACGUCAAACGCAGAAAGCUGUACCGCCGACUGUCCAAUCAGCCUCUCAGUUCCCGAGAACCGUACCUGAGCUACGAUGCAACUCUCAAUCACGUACUCAUCGCCCUGGGCGCUCUGGUCAGGCCGUUGUUCUACAGGAACGGAACCAAGGGCAUGUUGUACGGAGGGAUCGGCUUCUUGAUGGCGCUGGAACUUGUGAAAUCGCUGGACAAGGCCGGAUUGCGAUGGGAGCCCAGUGGCAACGCCGUCGCGCAUUCCCUUCUCUCGAAGACGUCCUUGGAAGAGUACGCGUCGCGUUCUUCGUGCUUCGGUCCAGAAGAAAGGAACGUGAGCGCUUUUCCGGAGAUACCAGCGUUAGAGGUCGCUUACGCCGCGUUCCAGCAGGCACUGGAGAGCGACGGACGCCGGUUCAAGAUCGGAGAGAACUUUACCGAGGAGCGAGUGUUCUUCUUGACCCUCUGUUUCACGACGUGCCAGCGAAGAUACGUCGUAAGCCCCGCCAGCGCCGACUGCAAUAAGGCCGUGCGAAAUUUCCCCCCGUUUGCGGAGACGUUUUCCUGCCCCAACGGUUCCAACAUGAACCCGCAUGUUCAGUGCCGGUUCUUUGACUGACCCCCGAAAUGCAAACCCGACAUGACAAUAUAGAACUUGCUCGAUAGACGCUUGUUUCAUCUAAACUGAUAUGCGUUUUGCACUGUGCUCAAGACAGACAAGAGAGGAGCCAAAUUUCUCGAGUGCGCUUCCGCCAAUGGUCUCUUUUGAUUUCAGCAAUAUUUAGUCGAAUACUAACUAGAAAUAUAGAUAAGGCUUCAGUGCGGGGCUUAGUAGCGCACUAUAUAACUCACCCACCGCUUACCUGAGCUUCAGGAAAGUGUUUCUUAUGGCCCAGGCAGUGCUUAGUUGAGCGGUAAAUCCUCCUUUUUGUUUAUAGAUUUGUUUGUUUUGUUUGUUUGUUUUUCUUUUUCUUUGUUUUUUUACGGUUGCCUCUUAUACGUAUCUGUGGAUAUCUGAGGAUAUUCUUCAUGCCAUAUGUCUAGGUUUCUUGUUGUUGUUUUACUUUUACUUUGAACUAUGCACUGGACACUGUCACAUACGUGGCAUUGCUCAAGGUUUUGCGUAUUCAUAGUCAGACUAUAACUCCUCUUUAUAUAAUGUAGCUGGGCAAAAAGUGGUUUCUGGACGAGCUUGCCGGACACCUAGUUCCAUUUUCAUUGCUGAUGUGCAGAAAACGUUUCCGCAUGUCUAGCAUAUUAAGUGCCCCACAUUUAGGAUUUGCUGAAGUGGCCUUUCGUGUGUGAGUAGCUGACGAAUGUGGCGCUGCACCAUUUUUGUAUGUGAAAGGAUGCGAUUGAAUGGCAAACGUUUAUUGUACAGAAGCAGCAAAAAAAUAUAUGCACCUUGUUAGGCGUUGUUCAUUUUUUUUCUCUUUGCUUUAGGUGAGAACUUGGGUCUCUGCAUUGUAAAAGAGAAAUGUGUCGGUAAAUUUUGUGUUGGAGCUUAAAUCUUGCUGCCAAGGCAAAAAAGAGGUACGCGUAAGAAAAACGUAUGGCUGUGUAGUAACAGUCUUUGCUUCUUCCUUGUUUAGGACAGGCUUGAUAAAACAUUUAGCAUAUCAUCGUCAAUGAUUUGUAACCUGGUCCUUGAGCGGACUACCCAGGCGUACCAUAACAGACGUACAAGCCAUUUCAAAAGCCGAUGUUUUGAAACUACGUUUUCUUUAGAGAAAUUUAUCUUUGUCUGUUUUUGCCUUUGUACGCAUACGCGAGAAAGUGUUCACAUAGGUAAACGCAUCGUAAAAUAUCUUACAAAAAUAACAUCACGCAAUUUGCACGUGGCUCACCUUUCAAAACCCUCUGGCUCCACAUUGGCAAAUGAAUGUAUAGGAUAAAUAUCAUCGACACAGAAAGUGGCGCUUGAAAAAUUGUCAUUCCAAUUAUCUGUCGUUCAAAGCGCAAGCCUUCUUUUCAAGGAAGGGCUUAACAAAACUUUGAGAAUAGCUUUAUUGUGUACGUGUGUGUGUGUGCGAGUGUCUGGCUGUUUGUGUGUUUAUUUGAUCACUGUGUACAUCAUAAUUAUCGUCCACCGCCGGGAGUAGCAUGGAGGGUGGUGAUCACCCAGGCUAAUACCUUCAGCCUAUUGCUCAUGCAUGUAACCCUCUCUCAGUGAAAGCGAUGCCGUAAAAAGCCGUCAAUGAUGUCAUACAAGUUGUGGCUCUCCGCCACCACUGAUUAUUGUUGCUGUUCUGUAGUUGUUGUUGUUGUUGUUGUUGUUG
Messenger RNA from Dermacentor albipictus, 4779 nucleotides. The record is from RefSeq and is a predicted model, not a curated record. Lineage: Eukaryota; Metazoa; Arthropoda; Arachnida; Ixodida; Ixodidae.